AAAUCCAAAGCGUCUCAAAAGUCAGAAUUUGUGCGACAGCAGAGAGUGAGCCUUCCCUGCUCCCUAAAACAAGAAGGCCAAGACAGAAGAUGAAGAGCCUUCCCCUUCUGUUACUCUCCAUUGCACUUUCUUAUGCACUUCCCAUCUUUCCAGGGGAAAGAAGUGAAGAACAAAACAAUCAGCUUGCACAGAAAUACCUAGAUCAGUUUUAUGUACAAGAAAAUGAGCCAGGGCAACGAGGCUGGAAAAGCAGGACUUCUUUUGUGGACAAAAUCCAGCAAAUGCAAGAAUUCUUUGGGCUCAAUGUCACUGGAAAAAUAGAUGCCAACACUUUGGAAAUUAUGCAGCAGCCCAGAUGUGGGGUGCCUGAUGUUGGACAGUAUGUCUUGGCUCUUCCUGGAUGGAAGAAAACCAGGCUUACAUACAGGAUUGUGAAUUACACACCUGAUAUGAAACGAGCUGAUGUGGAGACAGCCAUCCGAAAGGCCUUUGAGGUUUGGAGUAUGGUGACUCCUUUAACUUUCAGCAGGGUUCAUAAGGGGAGAGCCGACAUAAUGAUUGAAUUUGCAACCCGAGUGCAUCCGUCCUGCCCUCGGCAAUUUGAUGGGCCUCUGGGAGUCCUUGGACACGCUUUCCCCCCAGGCCAUCCCUUCCGCGGAAAUGUCCACUUCGAUGAGGAUGAAAACUGGAUUACCAAUUCAGCUGAACAGGGAGUAGCUGACAAAUACCGCCGAACAUGGAUGGAUGAUGGCAUCACUCCUGCUCUGAAAAAAGUGCCAGGCCUUCACCCCCAUCCAGUCCCUUUCCGCUACAACACUGUUGAAUUUGACUUGAGGCUGGUUGCUGCUCAUGAAAUUGGCCACGCACUUGGUCUUGCGCAUUCCAAUGACCCAAGAGCACUGAUGUUCCCCAAUUACAAACCUCUGGAGGACCCCACUGCUUUCCCACUCUCCCGCGAUGAUAUUGAUGGCAUCCAGGCUAUUUACGGACCAUCACUCAAUCCACCAAAUAUACCAGAGAAACCAACAUUGCCAAAGACUUGUGAUCCUAAGUUAUCUUUUGAUGCCAUCACUACGCUGCGAAGAGAAGUCAUAUUUUUUAAGGGCAGGCAGCUCUGGAGAGUGUACCCAGGUCGUUCUGAAGUUGAUCUCGAAUCUAUUUCUACUUUUUGGCCUUUCCUACCAUCUGGUAUCCAGGCAGCUUAUGAAAAUAUGAACGAUCAAGUUUACUUUUUCAAAGAUAAUCACUUCUGGGUCAUUAGUGGUUUUCAGAUGCAGCCUGGCUACCCCAAAACCAUCGACCAUUUUGGCUUUCCACGAAACAUUAAGAAAAUUGAUGCUGCUGUUUUUGAUAAAAAUACUCAAAAAACCUAUUUCUUCAUUGGUAACCAGUAUUGGAGGUAUGAUGAGAACAGUCGAUCUAUGGAUGAGAACUACCCAAGGAAAAUAAGGGAUGAUUUUCCUGAAAUUGGCCAGAAAGUUGAUGCUGCUUUUCAGCAAAAUGGUUUCUUCUAUUUUUUCCAUGGGUCCAGGCAGUGGGAGUUCGAUCUGAAUGCUAAGAGAGUGGUUCGCGUAAUGAAGAGCAACAGCUGGUUUAACUGUUAGCUUAGAAAACAAAAAGAAAAGAGAACUAUUUGAAGUAUAUCUCUGUUAACGCACAAAGUGUUAUGCAAUCUAGAAUGUUGAAGCUGCAAAACAAAAUUUUUGUUAAUGAA
Messenger RNA from Varanus komodoensis (Komodo dragon), 1714 nucleotides. RefSeq names its product matrix metalloproteinase-27-like. The coding region runs from base 90 to 1604 and encodes 504 amino acids. Gene Ontology annotation, cellular component: extracellular matrix. Lineage: Eukaryota; Metazoa; Chordata; Lepidosauria; Squamata; Varanidae. Gene Ontology annotation, biological process: collagen catabolic process; extracellular matrix organization; proteolysis. The transcript has 11 exons. The record is from RefSeq and is a predicted model, not a curated record. Gene Ontology annotation, molecular function: zinc ion binding; metalloendopeptidase activity.